Molecule: messenger RNA, 10435 nt
Organism: Ceratitis capitata (Mediterranean fruit fly)
Lineage: Eukaryota; Metazoa; Arthropoda; Insecta; Diptera; Tephritidae
Gene: RhoGEF3
Exons: 15
Coding region: 49-10170 (3373 amino acids)
Cellular component (GO): cytoplasm
Molecular function (GO): guanyl-nucleotide exchange factor activity; protein binding
Source: RefSeq, a predicted model, not a curated record
UUAAAAAAAAAAGCAAGAUUUUUCAAUUAAAUACGAUUUUAAUACCAAAUGCACAUUAAAACUAAAUUACAAAAACUCUCAUAUGCCAAAUUACAGACAUCAGCGAACUCUGAAUGCAGCCGGGAGCAAGACAAAGUGAAUGAAGAAGAAGAAGAAGAACAAGCAGCAGCAGAAAAAGCACAGACUCAACAGUCGCAACAGUCACAUCAGCAAACAGCCAGCGGCAAUAGCAGCGACAUUAAAUUGAACACGGACAAUGCUGUCGCAGUGCAGUCGUCCGCAACGAAUGACGACGAGGACACAGCUGCUGCUACUACUGCGGCGGCCAAAAUACAAACGAAAUCCAAGGACACGCUGGCGGCCAACAGCGAGAGCGUCAAAAUUGAACGAACGAAAAGCGCAACAACGAACAAUAAAAGCAACAACGAUACGACAGCGACUGGCGACAUUACCACUGCGGCAGGCAAAUGUGCACCAAAUGCAGAAGCUGUAGCUGAAGUAGAGACCGAAAUACGAGCAGUGGCAAAUGUUGCUGCUGUCACUGUUGCUGGUGCCGUUGCUACUGCAACUGGAGCAACAGGGUACUCGGCGAUGGCAUUGAACCUGGUCGUUGAUGAUGACAACGAAGCUGCUCUGGCUAAUGUCGCUGCUGCUCCAACACUGCAAGUGAGCGCCAAGCAUAAAGAUGUGGGUGGCAGCGGUCAUACGACGAGACGAGAGAAAAAGCGACGCAGCGCCAAUAGCAGCAGCAGUCGCGAAUCGUCUGGUAGGCAACAGAAGGCCAUAGCUACAAAUCCAGCAAUGACUAUUAGUUGUGAUACAUGUUGCCAAAUGGAAUGUGAGCAAUAUCAGCAGCAACAACAACAAUCUGUGUAUACGCCAACGAGCCGCCGUCAUGAGUCGCGUUCCGAAACGCGUACCAAAACAAGCAAAGCUGAAAGAGCGAACAAAAUAAAAGAUGAAAAACGUAGAGAGAGUCAAGGCACAACAACAAAGGCUAGUCGUACGUCAGAGCGUAUGGAGCAAGCAACAAUUGCGACACCAACAACAACAGCAGCACGAGCAAUUGGCAAACUAGUUGGCAAAGAGCAAGCAGACUCGACGCCGCCAACAAUGUCGUCGACGACGUGCGCAACCGCAAUGAGAGUAGCAUCAGCACCGGCAUCAGCAGCAGCAGCAUCUGCCACAGCUAAAGACACUGUUACACAACAGAGUGAUGUAGAUGAAACAAUAACAACAACAAUGACUACGGGUAGUCAACAAAAAGCAAUAAUAAAACAAAUUGGCGGGCAGAAUGAAAGAAAAUUGGAGAAUAACGGCAAUGUUAUCGACUCGUCGCCACAACAUGCAUUGGCAGAUGUUGCCAACAGUGCUGAUGUUAAAGAACCGAGCUUAGAGCCUGAAAUAACGACUGUGGCGACGGCUGAGACAGUAAAUGUUAUUGAAGUAGCAACACAAAAUGCAACAAUCAUUAUAACGCCAGCUGAACCAACAACAGCAACAACAACUAAAGAAGUAGCCAACGCAGAAUUAACAGUCACAAGCAACAUAACAGCAGCUUCUGUUGUGCCAACAGUGCACGCUAAACUGUUAACAGAUUCACCACUAACAGCAAUGCCAACGCCAGCAGUGACGUCAACAGUUACUGCUUCUGCAACGCCAACUGCAUUAACAACAGCAACAGCUCCAACAGCGCCAACAACGACUACGCCAACAGCCAGUGCGGCCAACUCGAGGGUCAGUUGUAUUUCGGAUAUCGCAGGUGUCACUACGCCUUCGUACAGUUCGACAAAUCUACCCACGAUAACCACAACAGCACAAUCAUCACUAGACUCCGAUCAACCAACACUAUUCAAAGCGACAAGAGAGCAAGUAAAGCGUCCACCACUCUACCGGCAGGACUAUUCGACCUGUGUGGACUCGAGUGAAGCGCAGUCAGACGAUAGUCAUCUAACACGCGACUCUAUAACACGGGAAUCACAAAACGACGAGCUCUCCUCUUCAACACUCGAUAAACUCGACGUCUCGACACUACCGCUACCCGCACUACCUCCGAAGAAACGUCGCACGCGUUUGCGUGCCAGUCCAUCGCGACACCACAGUGGCGUUGGCGGCGGUAGCAGUAGUCGUCGUGGAUACGAGCAUGAUUUGGCUGUUGUUACAGUCAGCGACGAACAGCGACACGGUCGCCAUACUGCAUCUCCGCUAACUUUGAAAGUUGCUGGUGCUGGUGGUGGGCCAGGUAGUCCCAGUGCUGGUGGAAGUGGCAGUGGUGGUAGUUGUGGUGAAGCCACACCACAUCUCUCAGCUUUUCAGCAGUACGUGGCAAAACGUCGUGAAAGUCUUGAGGCGUCCACACGGAGUUUCAACGAAAAACUGGAAGCGCGUAGAAUGCAUUACCACAUGGGUGGUGGUGGAGGUUGCGAAAGCGCUUUGACUGGUGGCGGCGGCGGUAGCACGGUGGCGGGCGUACCAGUAGCCGGAGCUCCGGGACACAUGCCUACCUAUCUCUUCGGUGAACAUUAUUACGGUGUGCCCACUAAGGUAACGGGCGCACCACGCAAGUCGACGCAUGGCAAUAAGGAGGAGAUCUUUCUUAACAAAUCCGGUUGGGUGCAGGUGAAUACGAAGCGGAAUAGCGAUGAGAAUCGAGCUGGUAGCGCUAGUGGAGGCAGCUACCGCAGUGCAAGUUUUGCCCAUCAAAAUGGCGGUAGCGUUGAUGGCGAGCGUGAACGUGAUACCCGACGCACCGUACGGGUCAUACAAAUUGAUAAUACGCGACGUUCGGAUCGUGCACGACAAGCGCUACAACAAAACCAUCAGUACUCGCUUGACCCCGCCUUCGGUAUGGGCAAGUAUCCGGCGAGUAAGGUGGAAGAGUUGAUACAGCGUAAUCAAGCGCGACUUGGAAAUGCGGGUGGUCCUGUGCUUGUAGCAACACGCAAUAACGCAUUGCGUCCCGGUUAUCGAAUCGUCGAUCCCCAAUUGGCUAGCAUACUCAAUGAGCGUCCCGGUUUUCUGCCUGUGCGGAAUUUACACGACGGCGACUCACCACCGCCCAUCACACCCAUACUCUCGCCACCACCUGCCUUUCAAGACAACAGCAGCAAAUCGAAAUAUAUUGAUCGACGCAAAACCAUACCCAUACGACAACAUCAAUCAGCGCUGACCGCGAACAAUCUGCAUGUGGCAAAUGUUAGUAAUGGCAGCGCCGGCAAGGGUAUGGUAUUCUCGCGUAGCUUCGAGUAUGAUAUGCGUCGCAAUCAGCCAGCCGAUGCUUAUGUCGAGACAUUUUCGCGGAGUUUUGAUGGCAACCUCUCCGAGCGACCGCCAGUUCCACUGCAACGCGAGCGCUCACCGAAUUUCAGCACCUUAACCGGCAAUUCACCAAAUUAUCUAACGAAGAAGGACUCAGGUGGCGGCAGCAGUGGCAGUCUACGCAGUCGUGAUAAUUCACCCAAAUAUCAGCAGCCACAAACCACUGCCUAUUUGAAUGCUUCAAUCAAAGAAGCGCCGCCCGCUUACAGUUGUGCCAGUGCGAAUCCACAGGCCACGGCGAGUAGCCGGUAUUCGCCACGCUCACGGCAUGAACGCUCUUUCGAGCGUUCGAAGAGUCAUAAUGUCUUGGUGCGUUCACGUAAAUCACAAUUCAAUCGUGGUGCUAGCGGUGGUCCUACCGUGGGCAGUCAACAGCAGCAGCCGAUGAUUAGCGUCGGCAUGUCAAGGUUUCGCAGCUUCGAUACAGCGGCGAGUCAACGUCUAAAUUCCUGCGACAGUGGCGCGCGAUCAGAUCUCUCCAACGAUGAAUUAGAUUGCGACGACGACGAGGGCUCCAAUGAGUUUCUCACCGCCAACUAUCACCACAGUAUAUCACCGUUGAAGACGCAAAGGCAACGUUCUAUAACACCCGAUCGUAACGAAUCGCACAGCUCAUCGAGUAGUUUACGAAAACAACGAUCUAUAACACCCGAAUCCCGUUCACUCACACCAGAGGAUCGACGAAGGAAAGGCGGUUCGCAGGCUUCGCUCAUAGGAUCGCGGCAAAAUUCCAGUUCACGCAGUAAUACCUUGGAACGCAAGCAGCGUUUGACUGAAGGACAACCCACGACAAAUAUUUCACGUAGCAGCUCAUCGAGCUCCAGCUACAGUGGUGGAGUUGAGCAACAUGACGGUGGUGGAGUGGCUGUUGUGGCCAGCGGUAAUACGACAGGCAUGCCAACUACUGCGUUGGUGGGUGGCACUAUGGUAAAUGCCAGUGCAACUGGUGGAGUUGCUGGCGUGGUCACUAUGCCUGGAAGCGGUGGACGCGGGCAGCACCGACGUUCACUUGGACGGAAUGCUAAGCAAGUGGAUGAACAUCGCAUACGACGAUCGAGAUCACUCCAGCUUACCGAACGUUCACCGAACCGCUCGCACAAGGUUAUCGUAUCCAUGGGACAAUCGCAAGGCGCCCCAACGCCAACCUACCACACAACAAUUGCGCAGCCAAUUUACCAACAAACUGGUGUGCGCGUGAGUAACGGUAAUGUAAUGCCAGCAAGACCACCCAUACGCACCAGCAGCAAAUCUCAGUCACUGCUGGUGAGCGGCAGCAGCAGCAAUGCGAACUCCGGUCGUACACGCAGUAAUGAUAUUGACAAAAGUCGCUCCUUUGACUUUGAUUACUGCAAUUACAACACACAGGUGGCGCUGAAAGGCCACAGCCACCUGAGCGCUGGUACGAGUGUCGCCAGCAGCGGUAACAAUCAGAUUGUGCCUAUGCGCUUGGAUUUCGAUAAGAGCCGCUCAUUCGACGAAGAUUACCGCGAGCCACUAAAUAGUGUCAGUAAUAAUUUGGCCACUAAAAAUGGUGGUAUGCGUUAUCUGCAGGCCAUUGUCGAUGCUGGUGGCGCGGCCAACAACAAUCGCAGUGGUCGUCUAAGACGUUCAUCGCCCGUCGGCAGUGGCGAUCGUAGUUCACGUUCACCACAAUCUUCUGGUUCAUCAUGUAAUAACCUGAAUCUGCCACGUCAAUCGACAAGUCCACAAAACUAUGGCACGCGUCUCUGUGAUCACGAACUCACCUACGAUAUGUUGCGUCGAUCACUCGAUCGUUCACCGAUUAUGGACUUUCGUCGCGGCGAUAGUGGUGAAUAUGAUUUACCGCCAGCGCUGCUGCGUAAUCGUGAAACGAUCAAUAGUGGUGGCAAUAGCGAAUUGAAUUUCUUCAAUAAUGAUACCACGACAUAUCACAUCUACGAGCAGCCACCAACGAGUAAAGUGCCAACGAACGCGGCGGGUAGUUCGUUAAAGCAACAACGUUCACUCGGUCACACACACAGUCCGAGCGAGUCGCAGUACUCACUAGAGCGUACACAUUGCAACGCUACGGGACGUGAGACUCAAUUGACGCCAGAGGGCGCCAGUGGUGGUGGGGAUUACCGCAACGAGCACAUCUAUCGACACCCGCAUACACGGGAAUCAUCGCGAGAUGGCACAGCACGCGGCAGCGGCAGCAGUCGCAACAGUCUAAAGUUGACCACAACAAAAUCAACAACUACGCCUCCAACUAAAUCGAUUUUAAAAAAUACAACAACAUUGAAAAGCAAUAAAACCCCAUUAAAACGUCAAGAAGCUCUGUUGAAAUCACAAACUACCUGUUCAUUUUGGCCACACUGCGGCGCUUGUAAUGCCAACACAAUGCCACGCCCAAACAGCAAAAUCGACUCCAAACGUCAAAUGUCACUACAAGAACAACAACAAUUUGCAUUGAAUUGUCAACGUAGAGCAGAAGCAGGUGAAAUGGCACUGAGGCGCUAUCAUUCUGAGCGCGCGCCUAGCGGCUGCGAAGAGUAUGAUGCUCUCACGCCACGAAUAGAACACUCAUCAUAUCCAGUGCCGUCACACAAUACCAAUAUUUCCACUGUCAGUGUCAAUUCUAAUUUUAAUGCACCAACGCAUAAAACACAAAGUAUCAGCAAAUGCCGCGGCAGUGGUGCGAAAGUCACAAAAAAUAACGGUACAAUGACAGGUGUCACUCGUAGCAAAACACAAUGGACACUUUUAUGCAGCGGUGCCUCACUUAUGGACUGUAUUGAAGACUCCACUCGUGCCAAAGCAACGACCAAGUUGACCACAGCCAAUAAAACGAAGGGGAGAGCAAUCAAUGAGAACGCUUACGUAGCCGCCGCUAGCAAUAAUGACACAUUGACAGCCACCAAAGCAACGUCGAUUGCUGCCAAAUCAUCUAGUUUACCGUUAACUGGCGCUUCAUCGAUAUUUUUAGGUGAAUGCGAAAUGCCAAUAACACGCGAAUAUGGCACGAGCAAGAGGUACAAUCGCGAAAGCCUCGAACGAGAGCGGGAACGCAGCCGAGACCGUAACCGCGAGCGUGAAUUGGAAUGGGAACGUCAGUGCGCGCUCGAUUACUAUCGACAACCAGUCAUUUACCGGGAAAUUAGCGGCGUCGAUGACAACCGAACGAUAAAUGAAAUACAAAACAACGAAAAUUACGACGUUAAUGUUUACAAUGAGCGAUACAAUUUCAAUUACGCACAACAGCCCUCGGCUGGGGAGUACGCCAGCAGUCGCAACAAUGGCAACAACAACAAUAACUGGACGGCAAAUAGUACAAGCCGAAGUAGCAUAUAUAACCGUAUACCCGCAGCUGCAGCUGCAGCAGUAAAAGUAAUAGUACCAAAAGCAACAACAACAACAACAACAAAAACCGCAACAUCAACACCAGUAUUUACCACGAGCAAACAUGCAAAACCAUUGCCAACAACAAGAGCAACAAGAGCAACAACAACAAGAACUAACACCAUUGUAAUAUAUCGUAGUGGCGGUGGCUGUGGCGGCAGCAUGCCAUAUAUGAGUGCACGCUUUUGGCGCAGCAACUCAUUGCCGAAUAUGUGGUUGUCGAGUAAUCAGAGUGUACCCAGAGCCACAAAUCCCACAAAUGCUUCGCCUGCAGUUAAUGAUGUGAAAAGCAGUUUUUCGCCGAAUUUGACUCAUCAAAUGCGCUCCAUCUCUAGUCCAUCGCUCACCGACGCCUUACAGGCGGAGGCAGUCAACGACACUUCCGCUGGUAAUGCUAGCACUAAAACGAUACUAAAGGACUUCCAAGCGAACUCAACAGAUUCUUGUGCAUCCGGUGAGUCGACGCCAACAAUGGUCACGGCCACAGCAAAUAGUAAUAAUGCCAGCAACAGCAACAGCAACAGCAACAACAACAGCAGUAAUAGUGCUCGCCCCAUGGUGGGUGGCAGUGGAGUUGGUCUGCCGACUAGUCAAAGUGUUGGUGUAUUGCAGAAAUUCAAACGCACCCUCACCAAUUUCAAUAAACCAGCUGCGCAGCAGCAGCAACAGCAGCAGCAGCAGCAACAACAACACAUUGUAAACAGCAGCAGCACACAAACGAUUGCAUUGAGUAAUUCAGCGACCACAACUCUACCCGUUAGUGGCAGCGUUGGUGGUAUCAAUGCGUUGGCAAAUGAGAAUCAAACAGAUGUCGCUGCGGAAAGUACAACGGGUAAAUAUCGCUUUGGUCCACUUAUUUGGCGUUCAUCGAAGGAGCGGCGCAAGACGAAAUGCAAUCGGAGGGAUAAAUGUAAUAGCGGUGAUUCGGGUAUACAAAUCGAGUUGGACAAUGAUGAGCCAUACUCGCGCAUCGCCAUUGCCGUGGCGAAUGGUGCGGCGAGUACGAGUGCGGCAGCGGUGACUAGACGGAUCGGAUCCACGGAACGACGUAAUGCAAAUGAGAAGGUCACUUUUAAAAUGCGCUCAGUGCGGCGCACAAACUCAGCCAAAGCCACCAGCAUCACAGAGCAAUCCGCCACAGCAGCAAUUAAUGCCAAAGGAAAAAUACUCAAACGCAUGGAAAUCUAUGGUGGUAGCAUGGAACGCAUGGCGCCAGAGUCCCUUCCGGCGCGCUCCCUCAGUCAACCGAACGGACUGGAUACUUGCGGUAUUGGCCGAGCUGGCGAUAUGGACGAGAGUGAUAGUGAUAGUGUGACGUCGCACGAAGAAGCGUCCAACUAUUAUCCGAUUUAUGCAGAAGUAUUGUAUAGCUUCACCGCGGCCGGUCCACAAGAGCUCGGCCUCGAACGUGGCACACUAAUCGAAAUUCUACGCAAAGAGGUCGGUCCCUGGUGGUUUGGACGCAUACGUAAAGAGGAGAAUAACACGCUAGUCGAAGAGAUACUUGACCCUGAACUCGGUUGGUUCCCCAAGGAAUUCGUACGCAUCAUACAAUGUCCAAAGACAGAUGCGUUUUUCCUUUCACAAAUGUCUGCGACUUACGCCACAACAGCGGAGACGGACGCAAAGCGUUGCAGCUUUAGGAAGCUCUUAAAGGCAGAUGAAGUAAAUACAACACUUACUGAGAAUACGACAAAAGCUGAAGACUCAACCACAUCGCUGCAAAUGACCGACAGCGCGGCUGACACAACAACAGUUGUUUGCGAUCUCGAUGCCACGAUUGUGGAUGAGAAUAAUGUUACGACAAUUGUGAUUGAGUCGCCUUCGUAUGCGAGUCUCGCCAAUAAUGCGCCCGGCAACAGUAGCUCUUCGAGCGGUGGUGGUGGUGGUGGUGGCGGUGUUGCGGCGGAUACGUCCAAUGCGACAAAUGCGCUUGCACCGUCGCGCAGCAUCAAUGUGAUACUGGACAGUGCGGAUAUGUUGCGUCGCAGCGCGGUCAAGGAGCUGCUCGACACCGAGGUGAACUAUGUCAAACUGCUGGCCGCUAUUUGCGAGGGCUAUCUGCCUGCGAUGAGCAAACGUAUUGAUAUCUUCUCGCCGAAUAGUAUACGUUUGAUUUUCUCGAAUAUCACAGCGAUUUAUAAGUUUCAACGUAAAUUUCUAGAGGCUCUCCGCAAGGGUAUCGAACAGAAUCAGGUCGCAAAGGUGUUUUUGAAAAUGCAUAAGGGUUUCCUCUGCUACUCAACAUAUUGCAAUGCGUAUCCACGUGCGCUUAUUGAGUUAGAGACAUAUGACCGCAUCAAGGAUGCCAGAACCAUUUUAGACAACUGUCGCGAAUCCGAAAAUCUCGCUGAACUUCCACUCUCCGCUCACCUCUUGGCGCCCGUACAACGCAUUUGCCGCUAUCCCUUGCAUCUCAGCGAAAUACUCAAAGGCGCAGUGAAGUGUGAGGAGACGUCUGAACAUGACUUGGCACAUUACGAGCAAAUUGAUGUCAGUCAAUUAGAUAUACCCGACACACAUGACAAAAUCGACUUAGCAUUGGAGGCAAUGCGUGGCAUCACGGAAGCGGUCAAUGAAGGUAAACGACACAGCGAAACAAUUGCACGCCAUCAAGCGAGCUUUCAGAAUUUCAAAGGACCACCACUGCAUUUGCACAGCACGCGCUUCUUCCUACAAAUCGAUGCAACACGUCAAAAGCAGAAUCUCUGGAACACCAGCUGUACGCUUUUCCUCUUCGACAACCAGCUGAUCUACUGCAAGCGCGAUAUCAUCAAACGCAGUCAUUUCAUCUACAAAGGACGCAUCUUUCUCGACCGCUGUCGUGUGGUGAAUGUGCGCGAUGGCAAAAUGUUCGGACAUAAUAUACGCAAUUCGUUGCGCAUCUACUGUGAGGCGCGCGACAAGUGGUAUGAUUUCAGUUUUCGCUCCGCCAAUCGCAAGCAUCGCUUUCUCAGCACCUUGGCUUUGGAGCGACAAUUUGGCGGUAAAGCGUUCUACGUCUCGGAAAUGACCGGCUUUGAGUAUGCCUACGAUGAACGCGAUUACUCGGAUCAAUCGGACUAUGAGCUGCCCGACUGUGAGAAUAGUAAUAGUAGUAAUAGUGGUGCUGGCGUUGGUGGUCUCUCCGGCUCUACCCGCCAUUGGUCGAUGGCCGAUGUGAGCACAGCGAAUGCCGGCGCCAGCGUGACAACAAGUGGCGAAAGCUCACCUGUCAAAUAUAAUUACAGCAGCGAUACGCUGCCGAAGAAAUCACAAACACGCGACACCUCUGGCGCCAGUGGUCAUGUUAGCGAAUGCCAAACCGGUUCGCUCGGUCGGCGGCGACUCGGUAAUUGGUUCCGCAAACCGAAGAGUAGUCACUCGACACCAAAUCACUCGCCGACACAUAAGGCCAACGAGCUAACGGCCGGUUUGGUGGGCGGCAGUGAGAAUAAUAUUUCAAUUAAUUUGAGUGGUGGAAAUUAUAUUUCCUCCGGCUCUUCGGCGUAAGGAACUUUUUGAAUGUAUGCACGAAAAUAUACACUUGUAUGUAUAUGCGUAUACUAAAUUAAAAAAAAAAUGAGUGUAAUUUGGGCUCAACAUGAAAAUGAAUCUCCGUAAAAGUUGGUAAAUUCAAAAACGAUUUUGUACACAAAAAAUGUAUAAAUCAAAAUGCCAAGCAAACGAAAAUUGUCAACCCACUGAGCAACACUGCGCUCACUCUAACAGUCAAUUAUGAAUGCAUAUGCAGGUGAUUGCUUCGUUUUAUUACAAA